AUGACAGGAGCUCUCCACCACAGCCAUUUGCAAGACACUUUACUUGCAACUGAGAUCAAACGGAAAUGUUCGUCUGAUCUUCUAUUCUCUCCUGAAUCUUCAUUUUAUUCAUUUCUUUUUUUUUUUCCAUUCCUUUUUCUUUUUUCUCGCUUUCCUCUAAGCCAUCUUUCUGUCUGUCCGUGUUUUUCUUCGUCUUUUUUUUUACUUAAUUGUUCAGUCUUUUUUUUUUUAAUUUCUCUUUCUUUUUCGUUCUUCUUUUCCUUCUCUUUCGUGCUUUCAGUUUCAUCAUAUUUUUUUUAUCUUUCUUUUUUUGUUGUUUCUCUUUUUCUGGUUAUCGUCUUCUCCUUUUCUUUCUUUUUUUGUCUUUUCUUUUUUUUAUUUCUCAAUGGAUUUAUUUCUUUUUCUUUGGUUUUUGUCCUUGCUUUUGUUCUUUCUCUUCCUUUUAAUUUUCACCUUUUCUUUCUUUCUUUCUAUCUUUUGUACUUCCUUUCCUUUUCCUUCCCAUUAAUCUUUAUCCCUCCUGCUCUUUAUAUUUACUCGUUUCUAUUUCCUUCCUUCAUCCUUUUGUCUUUUUCUUUUCAUCUUUUUCUUUCUAUUUCUUGUUUCUCUUUUCUUUCGUUCUUUUUUUUCUUUCUGUCAUUUUUACCAGAUUUCUUUGAUUUUUAUACUUUAUUUCUAUCUCCGAUUUUAUCUUCGUUUUUCUUUCUUUCUCUUUUUAUUGUUUUAUUUUAUUUUCAGUGUCUUUCUUUUCUUCGCAUCUUUUCUUUUUAUAUUUAUUUUCAUUUCGUUUCCUUUAUUUUCGUAUCUUUUGUUUUCAUUUCAUUUCUGUUUUUCGUUUUUAUUUACAUUCUACCUUUCAAAUUUAUUUUCAUUCUCUGUUUUUCUCCAUCACUCCUCAGAUUUUCAUCUAUCCUUUUUCCUUUCCUCCUUUUAGGUUUUAAGUCUUUUUUCUUUUUAUUUGUACAUUUCUUUUUCUUUUACGGUCUUUUUUCUUUGUCGUCUGUUCAGUCUUUCUCUUUUUUUCCUUCAUGUCUUACCGUUUCUCUUUCUCUUGAUUCUUUCUCUUCGUGUUUGCUUUUAUCUUUCUUUUUUUUACAUUUUCUCUUUUUUAUUUGCUUUUCCAUGGCAUUCCUUCUUUCUUCCAAACUUUUCUUUUCCGUUUCCGUUUUCUCUCUUUCCCGUGCUAUAGUUAAUUCUUCCAUUCAGUAUUUAUGUUAUUUUUAUGUUUUUUAUUUUUCUUCCAUCACAGCGGGUUUCUUUAUUUCUUUCUUUCUUAAUUUAUUUUUUGUUUGUUUGUUUCUUUUUCUUUCUUUCUUUCUUUCUAAUUUAUUUGUUUUUUUCUUUCUUUGUCCGGCUUUGUUUCUUCCUUUUUUUUUUCUCCCUCUUUUUCUUAGUCAGCAUUAUGUUUUUAAGAUUCUCAAUUUUCAUCUAUCCUUUUCCCUUCCUCCUUUUAGCUUUUCAGUCUUUUUCUUUUAUUUGUACAUUUUUUUUUCUUUUUCGGUCUUUUAUUUUUUUGUAGUCUGUUCAGUCUUUCUCUUUUUUCCUUCGUGUCUUACCGUUUCACUCUUUCUUGAUUCUUUCUCUUCGUGUUUGCAUUUUCUUUCUUACUUUUUUUUCUUUACAUUUUCUGUUUUUCUUACGUUUUUGGUUUCUUUCUCUUUUUUUUUCAAAAUUAAAUCAAAUUAA
Molecule: messenger RNA, 1686 nt
Organism: Acanthosepion pharaonis
Lineage: Eukaryota; Metazoa; Mollusca; Cephalopoda; Sepiida; Sepiidae
Source: the annotation of a GenBank genome assembly